UAGCCGCCCACAGGUUCUUGUCUCCAUCUCUCUCCCCUCCACGUCCAGCGCGCGCUCCCGGCCUGCCUCCGCUCCCCUCUGCUCCGGUGAUGGGACAGCAGCAGAGGCAGGGGAGCAUACCAGUGCGAGUUAAUACGCCAUUGCUCCAGCCGUAUCCUCGUCAGCUUCUCAGGCCGAUGCAGAGGUUGAUAGAGAUUGCAACGUCGUGCUAGCUAGCUAUAGCUUCUCAGGCUCACUUCCUCCUCUACCACCCCGGAGACUCCCGGCCUGGUUGCUUGCUCCCCUACGAUUCUUCUUAUUAGCUUCAUACAAUUAAGAUUAAUCCUCCGGGUUCCGGCAGAGCCAAGCUAUAUAUUUCCUUUCUGCUCACCUCCCAACCUCAUACCAUAUCAAUAACCUCUCAAGCUACAUCAGCGUAGAUAUAGAUUUGCCCUGCCAAAUUCUUGCUCCCUAGCUAUCUACCUUCAUCUCCCUCGAUCGUCUUCUCCUCUUGAUCUCUGCAGCUAUCUAUCUAGCUUGGUCUAGGUGCUGUGUUCAUUUCGUAUAGGCAUCGGAAUAUCUCUCACCCAUACACAUCUCUCACUACAAACUAGAGGUUGCAGAGAGUGGAGGAGGAGGUUUUAGGGACAGAUACAUAAGAGCAUAUGGGGCUGAGGGACAUCGAGACGAGGCUGCCGCCAGGGUUCCGGUUCUACCCGAGUGACGAGGAGCUGGUGUGCCACUACCUGCACAACAAGGUGACCAGCCGCCGCUUCGCCGGCGCCUCCCCCGCUGGGACCAUGAUCGAGGUGGAUCUGCACGUCCACGAGCCAUGGGAGCUACCAGAUGUGGCGAAGCUGAGCACGAACGAGUGGUACUUCUUCAGCUUCCGCGACCGCAAGUACGCGACGGGGCUGCGAAAGAACCGGGCCACCAAGUCUGGCUACUGGAAGGCCACCGGAAAGGACCGCGUCAUCCGCAAUCAUAGGUCGUCAUCAUCGUCCAGCCGCGCCGCCAUCGCGGGCAUGCGGAAGACACUUGUCUUCCACCAUGGCCGAGCCCCCAACGGCACUAAGUCCAGCUGGGUCAUGCACGAGUUCCGCAUCGAGAACCCCCACUCCCCUCCCAAGGAAGAUUGGGUGCUGUGCAGAGUUGUCCACAAGAAUAAAACAGACACCGAUUCAGCCAUGGAAAGCGAGCAGGAGGUCAUCCGCGACGCUGCCGUGAAGGGAUACAACUACGCCAGCUCCUCCAUGUGCCACCAUAAUCCGGAUUACCACUCUCCUCCGGUGCCGUUCCCCUCCCUUGUCAGCCACCAUUACGAGCUACCGUCGUCUUCCCACGACCUACAAUGCCUGAGCAUCGACGCCUUCUCCAGCAUGCCGCCGCUGCUGAACUAUGAUAGUAUCCUAGACUUCAGUCAGCACCUCAGCGACAGCCUAUGGGUGGCAGGUUCGAGAAUUGAUGGCGGGGACAAGUGCGACGAGGUGCUGAGGGACCUAGGGCUGAAGGAGGAGCACUACAACUACGACAACUUGUUGUAGAUGUAUCAUGCCAUGAGAUGUAUAUGUUAUUCCUACUGCUCGAUCAUACGGUAGAUUCUCCUCAGCGAGGCGUUUCUAAGUUGGGUGGGAGGAAUGAGGUGUGCUUCCGUGUCCUCCCUCCCCCUCUCAAUCACUAAAGUUGAAGGGAUAAGUUAUCCCAUGAAAGGGUAUCGGGAGAUCCUAGCCAUCCACAUGGGGCUAAAGUUUGAAAAGGGGGGAAGACACUGAAGCAAAAGCCCUGAUUUGUAGCCAAUAUGGAGUGCGGUGUCCUCGGCCUUCUGGUGACACUGUUUUAGGAGUUGACAGUGAUGUAGUAGAAUAUGAUGUACUUAGUUCAGUUUGAGAUCGGUUCCUUUCAUGCUAGGAUGCUAGUAAAAACCAAGUCUAGUGGUUGUUGUUGGAAUUUGAUAUAUGUAUAUAGUGCACCACAUACUACAGCUAAAAGAGAUAUUUUUAAUUGAGCUAGUUCAUAUUUUUAGGUA
Molecule: messenger RNA, 2005 nt
Organism: Lolium perenne
Lineage: Eukaryota; Viridiplantae; Streptophyta; Magnoliopsida; Poales; Poaceae
Product: NAC domain-containing protein 21/22
Biological process (GO): regulation of DNA-templated transcription
Molecular function (GO): DNA binding
Source: RefSeq, a predicted model, not a curated record